AUGUCUCGAGCACAGGCAAGUUCAGUGAAGUUAGAACAGGAGAAAGAAUCGCAUAUAUAUGCGGUGCAGGAGAAAGCUAACGAUGGUGAGUCUGCCAUGUAUUGGAUUCGGCAACAGGCGAGCGCAUGUUCUGUAUGCCGGUGCGCUGCGCGUCGAAGCGGCGCGCGCGAUGAGACAAGGUCGCAGGCGAGAGCGCUGCAGCAACAGCGCACCCCCGCAGUGCCCGCGCCUCACCCUGCGCCUUCGCAGCAGAAAACACAAGCGAAACGUGAAAAGUGUGGCAACGGAAACAUGUCAUGUGGUUUUUGUGGUAAGAAAUCGUCUGAAGAAAUGAAUCUCGUCAAACGGAUCCUAGCCAUAAACAUGACCUCUGAGGAUCACCAAUCAAGCAAAAUUUUAAAUGAAUAUCCAGAAGUGUUUGAGGGUAUGGGAUGCCUGCCUGGCGUUUACAGGAUUAGGCUGACCGACGAUGUACAACCAGUUGUGCACGCGCCGCGUAAGCUACCUGUCGCGCUCAGGGAAGAUGUGAAACGGAAAUUAGAUGAGAUGCUCGAGGAAGGAGUAAUCGCCAAGGUGGAAGGACCCACGGAUUGGGUUAAUAGUUUAACGUUAGUAUAUAAGCCAGGAAAAUACCUGUACAUAGCGGACGCCCUGUCCCGUGCUGUGGCGCCGAGCAGUGACAAGUGGGGUGAUACGCGCGACGAGCUGGAUGCCCGGGCGCAAGUGUGCGCGCUUGCACUUGCUAAUCCCCUCACAGAUACCCAUUUCGUGCGUUUGCAAAAGCUUACUCAAUCAGAUCAUGAAAUGCAGGAACUAAUUAAUUUAAUAAGAAAUGGGUGGCCGAACAGCAAAAAGGAUGUAAUUGACAUAUUAAAGCCAUACUGGGAUAGCAGAGAAGAGCUGACGGUUGCGUACAAAUUAGUGUGGAAAGGACAAAAAAUAGUAAUACCUAAAUGUAUGAGGCGCGAAAUGUUAAAAACUAUACAUGUAGGACAUUUAGGAGCGGCGAAAAUGAAAUUGAGAGCCAGAGAAAUAAUGUAUUGGCCGAAUUUAAAUUCACAAAUAGAGGAUAUGAUAUCGCAUUGUCAAGCAUGCCUCGCCCAUCGUAACGAAAAUAGUAAACAGCCACUGAUCCCACAUGAAGUUCCACACAGGGCGUGGUCUAAAGUAGGGAUUGACAUAUUUCAUUUCAAUAAUAAGUCAUAUUUGUUAGUCGUUGAUUAUUUUAGUAAGCUUAUAGAAGUUGAAAAGUUGUAUAACCUAACAUCCGAAUGCGUUAUAAAUAAAUUAAAAAUAAUUUUCAGUAGACAAGGUAUCCCGGACAUGGUCAUGUCAGAUAAUGGCCCUGAAUUUACCAGCAGAAUAUUUAAAGAGUUUUGUAUCAAUUGGAGGUUUGAACAUAAAACGUCAUCCCCGCGGUAUCCGCAAUCAAAUGGACAAGCGGAAAGAGCAAUACAAACGGUAAAACAAAUGCUCAAGAAAACGCAGUAUGAUAAAUCCGACUUUAGGUUCGCGAUGCUAGAAUUUUUAAAUACCCCAAUAAGUGAAAGUUUGCCUUCCCCGGCUGAGCUUUUAAAUAACAGAAAACUUCGAAGCAUAGUUCCGUGUCCUCCGGAAAUGCUCCAACCGAAAUUAUUUAAUACAAAACAAGCGCGCGAAAUACUAAAGUCCCGUCAAACCGUGCAAAAGAGGUAUUACGAUAGGGGCAGUAAGUUUCUAAAACCCUUAAGCAUAGGUGAUAAAAUUAAAGUACGUAUUAAUGGUAAAUGGGUCGAUGGUAUAGUAAUAGACAUUUUAGGAGAAAGAUCAUACGUAUUAAAGUUGCAGUCGGGGAGAAUCAUACGCCGAAAUCGAAGGCAUAUUAUCCGCGACAGCUAUUUACGACCGGAAAAUAAAACCGUUACACAAGCAUAUGAUUUUGAUGACGUAUUAGCAACAACACCCAACGAGCCGACAUCACCGCGCUCGCAUACUGUUCCCGCCAGCUCUAGUGCCCCGCCCCAUUCAUUCAAUAUAUCCACCACAGCAACCACAGCUCCAUAUACUGCUACUACUACUUCUAAUGCUUACGUUACUCAAUCCGGCAGGGUAGUGAAAGUUCCUGAUCGGUGGGGAUAUUCCUGA
Parnassius mnemosyne (clouded apollo) is the source of this 2124-nucleotide messenger RNA. The record is from the annotation of a GenBank genome assembly. Lineage: Eukaryota; Metazoa; Arthropoda; Insecta; Lepidoptera; Papilionidae.